Nannospalax galili (Upper Galilee mountains blind mole rat) is the source of this 4069-nucleotide messenger RNA. It is a transcript of the gene B3galt2, whose product is annotated as beta-1,3-galactosyltransferase 2. Gene Ontology annotation, molecular function: N-acetyl-beta-D-glucosaminide beta-(1,3)-galactosyltransferase activity. Gene Ontology annotation, cellular component: membrane. NCBI's taxonomy places the organism in Eukaryota, Metazoa, Chordata, Mammalia, Rodentia, Spalacidae. The transcript is spliced from 3 exons. The coding region runs from base 813 to 2081 and encodes 422 amino acids. The record is from RefSeq and is a predicted model, not a curated record.
UUGAAUUCUGCUCUGUCAGAGCGAGCAUCUGUCAAGCCCACAUUUAAACUGCUGCCUGCCUGUGCAGCAGCCGAAGAGCCGCAGAUUUCAUAUUACGGACUAAAACCCCACUAAAACUGCUCAAAAAAAAAAAUCCUUCCUGCAGCUGCCAGGCAACAAGGAGGGAAGAGGGGUAAAGCCUAUUCUUUUCCAAUGCAACUGAAACACGAGAUCCCAGCUCUGCUGCUUUACAUUGCAGCUCAGUGCUAUUACUAGAAAUAUGGAUACUGAGAAGAGAACACAGCACUGCAUUGUCCAGCCGGGAAAACAGCAGAUGUAAAGAGCUUCAAUGCAUCAACUGUCGGAAAGAGUCAACAGUGCUCCAAAUAGAACGGACAACUACAGCUCUUUUGUUUAAGGAAAGAGAGAAAAAAAUUGAAAGAAAAGAAAAAUCUCAGAAGACUAGGUCUCCUAUGAACAAGAAGGGUAACUGGAAGACACGCAGACAGAUGGACACUUCGGAUACUGUGAAAAGCAAUCGCAAGAAGCAGACUGUUGGGGGAUGUGCGCAUGUUCGAUAGCAUCUUUUUUGCUGAAGUGAUGGCGUGCCAAAAGUAUUUUCAGUGAGCAUAAUCCUCUCCACAUAAAUGGCCUGACCAAGAAAGAAAGAUAAAAGAAUAGAUGACCAGAGCUACUGAGAUAAUCAAAAUGACUUCGAGGGACACAACGUGACUGAAUUAGAGAAUGACAACCAAAGAACAGCAUUGAUUCAGGAGAAGAUAUCGGUAUUUUAGCCACCAACAUCACUUACACUAUUACUGGAUAUUUACAACAUGCUUCAGUGGAGGAGAAGACACUGCUGCUUUGCAAAGAUGACCUGGAAUGCUAAGAGGUCUCUGUUCAGGACUCAUCUUAUUGGUGUACUUUCUCUAGUGCUUCUUUUUGCUGUGUUUUUGUUUUUCAAUCAUCAUGACUGGCUACCAGGUAGACCUGGAUUUAAAGAAAACCCUGUGACAUAUACUUUCCGAGGAUUUCGUUCUACAAAAAGUGAGACAAAUCACAGCUCACUUCGGAACAUUUGGAAAGAAACGGUUCCUCAGACUUUAAGGCCUCAAACAGCAACUAAUUCCAAUAACACAGAUUUAUCACCACAAGGAGUUACAGGACUAGAGAAUACACUCAGUGCCAAUGGAAGUAUUUACAAUGAAAAGGGUACUGGACACCCAAACUCUUACCAUUUCAAAUAUAUUAUCAAUGAGCCUGAAAAAUGCCAAGAGAAAAGUCCUUUUUUAAUACUACUAAUAGCUGCAGAACCUGGACAAAUAGAAGCAAGGAGAGCUAUCCGGCAAACUUGGGGCAACGAGAGUCUAGCACCUGGCAUCCAAAUCACACGUAUUUUUCUGUUGGGCAUAAGUAUUAAACUAAAUGGCUAUCUUCAACGUGCAAUUCUAGAAGAAAGCAGACAAUAUCAUGAUAUAAUUCAACAGGAAUACUUAGAUACAUACUAUAAUCUGACCAUUAAAACACUAAUGGGAAUGAACUGGGUUGCAACAUACUGUCCACAUAUUCCAUAUGUUAUGAAAACUGACAGUGACAUGUUUGUCAACACUGAGUAUUUGAUACAUAAGUUACUGAAGCCAGACCUGCCUCCUAGACAUAACUAUUUUACUGGCUAUCUAAUGAGAGGAUAUGCACCUAAUCGAAACAAAGACAGCAAGUGGUACAUGCCACCAGACCUCUACCCAAGUGAGCGCUACCCUGUCUUCUGUUCUGGAACUGGUUAUGUUUUUUCUGGAGAUCUGGCAGAAAAGAUAUUUAAAGUUUCUUUAGGUAUUCGUCGUUUGCACUUGGAGGAUGUGUAUGUAGGGAUCUGUCUUGCCAAGUUGAGAAUUGAUCCUGUGCCCCCUCCCAAUGAGUUUGUGUUCAAUCACUGGCGAGUUUCUUAUUCAAGCUGUAAAUACAGCCACCUAAUUACCUCUCAUCAGUUCCAGCCUAGUGAACUGAUAAAAUACUGGAACCAUUUACAACAAAAUAAGCACAAUGCCUGUGCCAAUGCAGCAAAGGAAAAAGCAGGCAGGUAUCGUCACCGCAAACUACACUAAAAAAAAAACUAUUUUUGUUCAAGUGUGAAAUCUGUAAAUAUUGCUUAAAGCAUGUAUAGUUUAAAAAAACUGACUACAUACAUAGGGCAAGUUUUAGUUAAGACUCAUCACAUAAAGGAAUUCAAAAAACUAUUUUUUUAAUUUCUGAAGAAGCUAAUUCAUAAGCUAAAACAUUAUGGCAAAAAGGUAUUCCAAAAGAAUCUAUUUAAAUAACUGUAUAAAGGGAUUCUCUGUACUAACAUGCAAUAAUAAGCAUGCAUACAUAAAUGAUUCAAAUCUUAUGUUAGGGGCCAACAAAAUGUAUUUGCAUACAUUUUUCACAUAAAUUUUAAAAAAUGAAGACAGUCAAAAGACUAUUUUAGAUUUGCUUUUCAUUUCACUACAUAAUUAAAUGGAAAUAAGACAGUACUAUCAAUUUUAAGGGAACUUUGUAAUUAUGCAAAAAACAAAUUUUCCGACCUGACUCUAGAGUCCUAAAAAUUUCUACUACAUGCAGUAAGAUUUAGUUAUUAUAUAAAUUCAUUCACAGCAUUCAGAUGUUUCAUCAAUGCAAUUCUCAUCUACGUACUUUAAAAAAUAACUGGGAUAAUCAUUUGAAUUUCUUUUAUCAAUACUCAUAUAUACUGGAGAAAUUAUUUUGACAUGAUGUGAUAAAUGUGAAAAAUUGAUGUGUCUCAGGCUCAAGAUUUUAUAAAAGAAUUAUUAAAGGUUUCAAAAUAGAUACAUUGUUUCCUCAUUGGUAUUAAGGAAAAGCUAGUACUUCAACAGAUUUUACAAUAAGAUGAAGUAUUUCACUCUUAAAGGAGUGCAAGCAUUUAACUUCAUUAUGCCCGACUUCAAGUACACCUCUAAAUUGAAUCAUGUUCCUCUAAAUGAAUUAAAAGUAAUUACUUUCAAGGCACAAAAAUUAUGUUCUGUUGGGGGGAAAAAAAGAAAGAAAAAGAAAAGGAAUACAGGUAACAGGUCUUCCAAGCAGUAACAGAUGGGAAAAGUCUAUUUCCUGACAGCAGGUGUACACAAGCCAACACUUAAUCAUGUUAUGGUACUUAAUUCAUUCUCUGAACGCCACGUUUAUAAACCUACAGUUUUUAAUUUGGUUGAUGAAAAAUAUUCUGCAUCACCAAUUAAAAACCUUUAGGUAGAGAUGGGGAGAAAGCUACAAAUGUUUGACAUUUGAUUUUAAGAUGCACAAUAUAAUCAAUGCACUUUUAUCAAGGUAUUAAUAAUAAAAAAAGGCCAACAACAAAAACCAUUCACUGAAUGUUACACAAAUAUCUUCCUAAUUUUAUUGUUCCAAACAUGAACUUUAAAAUCAAGAAAUACAAGCCUGGGGCUGGAAAGAUGGCUCAGCAGUUAAGAGAAUUUACUGCUCUUACAGAGGACCCAGGUUGAGUUCCCAGCAUCCACACGGUGGCUAACAACCGUCCAUAACUCCAGUUCCAGGGAUCUAAUCAGGUCUCCAAAGGCAAUGUAGACCCAAGUACACUACAUACAUACAGGCAAAACACUCAUACACAUAAAAUAAAAAUAAUUUAAAAAAUACAAGCCUACUAACUUUAAAAAUGUAAAUUUAUCAAUCUGAAGUUAGAAUGCUUCCUACCAUAAUUCUAAUAAUUUAUAUCUCUGAUUCUAUUACAAAGGGAUAAGCCACCAAAAACACAAAAAAGUUUAAGUUGUUAUUUAUUAUGUUGAGUUCUAGUUAUAUUCAAUUUAUCUCCCAUUUUCAAAUCAGUAGCCUAACUCUUCUACUCUAUAUCACGUAAUUCUGAAAAAAUCAGCUAUGAAACAUUCACCAGCUCUUGGUUAAUGAUUAUUGUUCACUUAGUUUACUCUAAGUGGUUGUAGAAUGACCAGCAUCAUAAAAUUAAAAAACAUACAUAAGAGAAUAACACCAAAUCAGAUCAGUGAUGAAGAACGAGAAAAAUCUGUCAGUGUAGGGUAAUUCUUUCUGAUUUAUACUUCAGAAGCUUGAAAAAAGGAGCAUGUGA